Molecule: messenger RNA, 3799 nt
Organism: Lottia gigantea (owl limpet)
Lineage: Eukaryota; Metazoa; Mollusca; Gastropoda; Lottiidae
Exons: 26
Coding region: 1-3285 (1094 amino acids)
Source: RefSeq, a predicted model, not a curated record
AUGCUGUUUGCUAUUGAAGAGUUUUUUAAAGAAGUAAAAAAAAUGAGUGAAUCUAAUGAAAAUAGAUUAUUUUAUACUAUUCCUAAACAUGAACUGGUAGAAAAAAAUGAUGAGUCUUUGACUACUAAAGAAAAACUUCUGUCAUAUAUAAGAGAUAAUAUUAUUGGUAGUGAAAAGAUAUUUGGGGGACCAUUUGGCUUGAGAAAUGUUUUGUAUCUUGAUUAUAUUGCUUCUGGGAGGAGUUUAAAAUUUAUAGAAGAUUAUAUACAAGCUGAAGUUUUACCAGAAUAUGGUAAUACACACACAACAACUAGUGUUACUGCUUUACAGACUACAUUAUAUAGACAUGAAGCACGUGAUAUCAUAAGAAAUGCCUGUAAUGCCAGUGAACAUGAUUCUGUUAUAUUUGUUGGUAGUGGCUGUACUGGAGCUGUCCAUAAACUUAUAUGUGCUUUAAAUCUCAAACAUCCACCAAUUGUAUUAGUGAGUCCAUUUGAACAUCAUUCAACAUUUCUACCAUGGUUAGAAGGUGGUGCUCAGGUUAUAAGAAUAAAAGAGAGUUUGAAUGGAGAUGUAGAUCUGGAUCAUUUGAAGCACAUGUUACAGAAAUAUAAAGAAAGUGGUAGACAGUUAAUAGGAUGUUUCUCAGCAGUGUCAAAUAUAACUGGUAUUAUAGUUGACAUAAAUACUAUAACUAUAUCAUUACAUAAAUAUGGUGCUCUAGCUUUCUGGGAUUACGCCACAGCAGCUCCUUAUUUACAAAUUGAUAUGAACCCUGUUAUAAAUAGGUUAAUAGGUUUUUAUUUACAAAUUGAUGUGAACAAUGUUAUAAAAAGUGAAGAUCAAGCAUAUGUGUAUAAAGAUGCUAUAUUUAUAUCAGUUCAUAAAUUUAUUGGUGGUGUCUCUACUCCAGGGGUAUUGCUGGCUAAAAAGAACCUAUUUAACAAUAAGAGACCAGAUGUUUGUGGUGGGGGUACAGUCUUUUUUGUUAGGAGAGAAGGGCAUAGAUAUCUACAAGAACCAGAGCUGAAAGAAGAAGGUGGAACCCCUGCUAUAGUAGAAUCUAUCAGAGCUGGUAUGGUGUUUCAACUCAAACAAGCCUUGACACCUUCAUUUAUCAUGGAAAAAGAACAUCUACUAUAUAAAAAAGCUAUCUCUAUGUGGAGCCAGUGCCCAAAUUUGGUCAUAUUAGGAAAUCCUUCUGCACCAAGACUGCCUGUUUUCUCAUUUCUUAUAUACAAUCCUUUGAAUGGCCGGUUUCUGCACCAUAAUUUUGUUAGUAGUAUAUUGAAUGAUGUGUUCGGAAUACAGUCAAGGGGAGGAUGUGCUUGUGCAGGACCAUAUGCUAUGGAUUUAUUAGGUUUAAGUGAAGAAAAAGCCAAACAAAUUGAAGAGUUGUUAGUUGAAGACAAGAGAUUAGACAGAACACAUUUACGAAGAUAUAAAGAAUAUUCACAUAGAGAAAUCAUCAGACCAGGAUUUACCAGGUUAAAUUUACCCUAUUUUCUCACAGAAGUACAACUAGAUUUUACUAUCAAAGCUGUAACUAUGGUAGCAGAACAUGGUUGGAAAUUAUUACCUCAGUAUAUUUUUAAUCCCGAGACUGGAGAGUGGAAACAGAAAAAUUUUCAGAAUUUUAAAGAUAGAAAAUGGUUAGGACAUAUUUUAUAUCAAAAUGGUCAGAUGGAAUUUAAAAUACCUGCUGCAACUGUUAAAGGACCUCUCCCUACAAACUUUCAGGAAUGCUUAAAGAUGGCAGAAGUUAUUUUUGAUAAAGCAACAAAACUGAAAACAACAUUGCCUGAUCAAAGUUUACUUUUUGAUGAAGACACUAAACCUUUUAGAUGGUUCAUGUUGCCAAGUGAAGCACAAGACUGUCUCCAUGGCAACCACACACCUGCUCUGACUCUGACAGAUUUACCCUUCUGUCCUAAUGUUUUAAAACAAAGACAUGGAUUUCCUACUGAAAUCUUGCACACUGAAAUAUUGUUAAAUUCCAAACCAUUAAUUCCAAGAGAAAAUGAUGAAUUAGGUAACAAGGAAGCAUUUUGUGAUGGAAUGAUUCAGUGUCUCAAUCUAGGAUAUGAAGAAAUGGAUGAAAAUUCCCAAGAAAAGUGCAAUUCAAAUGUGUAUCCUUCAGUUAAAAACUGUGAACUUACAUCAAAUACUGUAGCAGAAGACAAUGGAUCUGAAACAGUCACACCUGUUUUUUAUUCUGAAGCAAAGUCUGAUAAUUUUACUGCUCGGUUGUCAAGCAAGGAUUUAAAUAGUGCCGAGGAAACUCUAGAAAAAUUUGAUAGUGAUAAUUCAAAACAUGAAAUAAGUCAAAAAGACAGAACCAUUGGAAUGCAAAGUGACACAAGUAAGGAAACUGAAUUGUCUUCUUCAAAGACAAAUGAGUCAAAGGCAGUUGGAGUUGUCUGCCCAUUGUUGAGAAAAGCCGACAAUAAGAUAAGUGAAGAAGCAGAAGUAAAAACUAAACAAGUUCAAUGGUUUUCUCCACCAAGAGACAUAUUCAAGCCUUCUGUGACAGCUAUAGAGGAAUAUAAUAUGAUACACAAUGGUGAUAAAUUAUUAGUUUGUUUAUCUGGUGGAAAAGAUUCCUUGUCUCUACUCCAUACCAUUAGACAGUACCAGUUUUAUGCCAAGGCAAAGGGUAUACAUUUUGAAUUUGGAGCUGUUACUGUUGAUCCACAAACACCAGCUUAUGAUCCCAGUCCACUGAAAGACUAUUUAGCAUCUUUAGGUGUACCUUACUUCUUUGAAUCACAAGGUAUCUUAGAAACAGCAUCAAAUCUUCCCUAUGAAUGUGCCUCUAUCUGUAGUUUUUGUAGUCGGAUGAAAAGAGGGCGUAUUUAUGCCUGUGCCAGACGAGAAGGCUAUAAUGUUUUGGCUUUAGGACAACAUUUAGAUGAUUUAUCUGAAAGUUUUCUAAUGUCAUUUUUUCACAAUGGUAGUUUAAGAACUAUGAAAGCCUGCUAUACAGUCAAACAAGGUGAUCUGAGAGUUAUCCGCCCUUUUGUUUAUGUUAGAGAGAAAUUGUUGAGAACAUUUGCAGAAAAGAGUAAGUUACCUGUGAUAGCAGAAAAUUGUCCUGCUUGCUUUGAAGCCCCAAAGGAGAGACACAGAAGCAAACAGUUAUUAGCCUCUCAAGAAUUGUUAUUUCCACAGUUGUAUAAUAGUAUGAUGGCAGCCAUGAAACCCCUCAUGGCUAUAAAUACUACUAAAUCGUCUCUUAGUAAUAUAUUCAACCAAAAUAACAGUACAGAAGAAACAGAUGAUUAAAAUUUAGUAAUUUAACAUUAAAAGACUUUUUUUUUAGUGUUUGGCUUGAAUUGUAUUUUUGAUUAUAAUCUGAUCAAUCCAUGGAUUAAGGCAACAGACUGAAGAUGUAAUUUGUGCAAAUAAUAGCAAUAUGUGUCUCCAAUGUGUAUCAUCUUCACAAUGUUAAACAAAACUCUGUCCAAUACCUUGAUUUCGGUAGGCACUAUUGUUAUACUAAUGAUUUUUUUAAAGCAGUAAUUUAAUUGGAUUAAACAUUAGCAAAUACGAAGUCCUCGACCAAUAGAUACUUGAAGCCAACUUGAAUUCUUUUUGUUCAGGUCCCUGUUUGGUUGUAUUCGCUAGUAUUUACAGAUACAAUGAAUCCAAGACCAAGAGUGUUAUGUAAAUUUGCUUAUUGUGACUUCUACAAAUCAUGGUCUUGCAGAAUUGAUAUGGUUUCCAAAUUAAUUAUCAUUUUUGUUUGAAAUUUUAAUUGAAAAUGCUUUAUAAAUACAAGUAUUAAAUAAUUCUUACU